Pteronotus mesoamericanus is the source of this 2327-nucleotide messenger RNA. Its product is annotated as zinc finger protein 77-like. NCBI's taxonomy places the organism in Eukaryota, Metazoa, Chordata, Mammalia, Chiroptera, Mormoopidae. Gene Ontology annotation, biological process: negative regulation of transcription by RNA polymerase II. The record is from RefSeq and is a predicted model, not a curated record. The transcript has 4 exons. The coding region runs from base 260 to 1732 and encodes 490 amino acids. Gene Ontology annotation, molecular function: DNA-binding transcription repressor activity, RNA polymerase II-specific.
GUAAAUCGCUCCGCCUUGCCUGAGCUUCGGGGCUGAGAAGAGGACCCCCGGCAGCCGAACUGGGAGACGGUUCCAAGCACUUACCAUCACUGAGUGUACGGCUUUUGGUUUGCUUGCUUAUUGCCAUUUCCCAUGAGAAUAUGGACUCAGGAGUUGUAAGAAUUGAGUCCCGUUUCCUGACUGACGACCUUCCCCAUUUCCCGCACACACUGGUGAAGAGGUGACUUGUUGAAAUAGAACAUGUGGGAUAUUUCAGGACAUGGUGGUCUUCGCAGAUGUGGCUGUAAACUUCACCCCAGAAGAGUGGGCUUUGCUGGAUCAUUCUCAGAGGAAGCUCUACAGAGAUGUGAUGCUGGAGACCUGCAGGAACCUGGCCUCAGUGGAUUGUUUCAUGCACAAAACCAGUAGAUCAUGUUCACAGUGGAGUAUUUUGGAGCCUGAAAUAUCCAGUGAAGAGAAAAUAAUAAGAUUCACAAGAAAUGAUUCCUGGCCUGUUUUUGGAGAACAUCAGACAUUUCAUGACAUUGGAGAUCAGCACCAAACCCAGGGGAGGCAUCUGAGAAGUCACGUGCUAGAGACUCCCUGUGAGAGUAAUGAAGCUAAUCCAUGCGGAGACACCCUGAACCACAUCACAGAUCUUCCUGUGGGGGAGAGACAUCCUCCUGGAGUUAAACCCCGUGAGUGCGCUAAGUGUGGAAAAGCCUGCUCAAAUCAGCCAAGACAUCCCGCUGGACACGAACCUCAUCCAUGUGAGGAAUGCAGACAAGCCUGCAGGUGUGUCUCAUGUCCAAGCCCUCAUGUGGGACCAGAGCGUGUGGAGAAACCCUGUCACUGUCAGGAGACUGGGAGAGCACCUGAGGGAUACGGGUGGAAUCUGAGUAAUAAAAACUCUACCAAGUGUCAGAAAUGUGGAAAAGCCUUCACUUGCCACUCCUCCUUUCAGGGACACGUGAGAGGUCACUGUGGACAGAAAGUUCAUGCUUGUAAAGUAUGUGGGAAAGCUUUUAGGUAUUAUUCCUACCUUACACGACAUGUAAGAACUCACACUGGAGAGAAACCCUAUGAAUGUAAGCAUUGUGGAAAAACUUUCAGUUGUCACUCCUACCUACAAGAACACGUGAGAACGCAUGUAGGGGAGAAACCGUACGAGUGUAAGAAGUGUGGGAAAGCCUUUGUUUGUCUCAAAUACUUUAGAAGACACAUGAAAACGCAUAGUGGAGUGAAACCUUAUGAAUGUCUGGAAUGUGGGAAAGCCUACAGUUGUUCCUCUUCCCUGCAAGAACAUGUGAGAACGCACAGUGACGAGAAACCCUAUGAAUGUCAGGUGUGUGGGAAAGCUUUUAGGCAUUCUCGAUAUUUUCACAGACACGUGAGAAUGCAUAGUGGAGUGAAAACAUAUAAAUGUAAGGAUUGUGGGAAAGCUUACAGUUGUUCUUCCUCUCUUCAAGAACAUGCGAGAAUGCACACUGGGGAGAGACCCUUUGAAUGUGAGCACUGUGGGAAAGCCUUCAGUCAUCAUUCCUCCCUCCGACGACAUGUGAGAACACACACUGGGGAGAAAUACGAAUGUUCACAAUGUGGAAAAGCCUUCCGUUGGUCCUCAUCCUUACAAAAACAUGCGAGAACGCACUAUGACGAGAAACCCUAUGAGUGCCAGCAGUGUGGCAAAGCCUUCUGGUAUCCCACCAACCUGCGAGCACAUGUGAGGACACACAGCGGGGUGAAAACCUGAACGCUAGGACUGUGGGAAGCAGUCAUUCUCCCUUAAAAUCUUGUAAAUGCAAGCAGACACACUGGAGAGAAACCUUAUGAAUGGAAGGAAUGUGGGGAAGCCUUUAGACGUAGCCCACCACUUACUUUGUUCAUGCAAACUCAGAGCGGGACAGAAAUCUUUUAAUUAUUAUACUCAUAAAUAUGAUUUUGACUUUGUAAGUGUGUGUGUGUGUUACAUGCUGUUGAGUUGGCUUCAACUCUGGUGAACGUAUGAAUGAGUCCUCAGUGUCCUGCCUUUGACAGCUCUGCUCAGCCCCUGUAGACUCCUAUCUGUGGUUUCUUUUAUGGAGUCAGUUCAUUUCGUAUUUGGUCUUCUGUUUUCCUGCUGCCAUUUUCCCCAGAAUUAUUGUGUUUUCCAAAGAACCCUGCCUUCUCAUGAUACACCUGAAGUAGGAUGACUUCAGUUUUUUCAUUUUUGCCUUCAGCGACAUUUCAGGCUUAAUUUGCUCUGGGAUCCACUUGUUUAUCUUAUUGAGGGUUCAGAGUAACCGCAGAGAUCUCCUCCAAUGCCGUCUUUCAAGUGAAUUGAUUUCUUUCUUAUCAGCCUUCUUCAC